GGACGCCGGGGCACGACCGGGGGCGGGGGAGCCCUUGCAAGGACGUGAGCUGCAGGGCCGCGGCGGGCCCGUACUCUCCCCGCCUUCUCCCUGGCCGCGCCUCGGGCUACCUUCACCGUGGCCUUCUGCUUUCCUCGCCAAAAGAAAGAAAACGAUCCCAAAGUUAAGAAACGGACCAGCUGGAUUCCGCGUAUUGCCCUGAAGCUUGAGAAAAGCACCUGGUAGCCCCCGUUUAAAAUCAGGUCUUGAGCCCCAGUGUUUGGCCUCUACCUCUGUUUUGCCAUACAUGGCCUGCUUCCGUGUUAAUGGGAUCCGUCAAAGGCUUUUCUGGUGCAGAAGUCUUAACAUUCCACCGGACAGCUUCAGGUCUCUGGAGAGUCAGCCUGUGGUCUCCUGAUAAGCUUCCGCAAGAAAUCUUUCUAGGAGCAGUGGGAAGGAGACAGAAACCACCCCUUCCCUGGACUGACAGAGCUACCUGCCGAGCGCUGCUGCCACCAUGCCCAAGAGAAAGGCAAAAGGAGAUGCUAAAGGUGACAAAGGGAAGGUGAAGGAUGAGCCACAGAGGAGAUCAGCACGGUUGUCUGCUAAACCGGCUCCUCCAAAACCAGAACCCAGGCCUAAAAAGACCCCUGCCAAGAAAGGAGAGAAGCUGCCCAGAAGGAGAAAGGGCAAAGCAGAGGGUGGCAAGGAUGGCAACAACGCUGCAAAGAACUUAGAUGCUUCUGCAGCCCAGUCACAGAAAGCAGAAGGUGGUGGGGAUGCCAAGUGAAGGGUACUUUUUUGAUAGCGCUGUCCUUCUAGUGACUAUACUGUUUGAAAUACUAUUUUUCUUUAAUCAAGUUUUAUAAAAAUGUAGAAUUUUUUUUUUUUCAAAUUUCUGUUGUUAGCCUACAAGACACAUUGUUGUUGUCUUUUCUUUCAUGCAAAGUGCAAAUACCACUAACAGAAUGUCUCAGAAGCUGGAUUGAAAUGGGGGAAGAUGAGAUCUUCUAUCCUUGUGUUUGAAGAUUAUUCUUGGUUCCCAGGAGGGAUUCUCUGACAUUCACAUAAUUCAGCCACUUUGGCUUAGAAGCCUUACAUCGUGGAGAAGCAAAACUUUGUCUUCUUUCCUGAUGCCAUCAGCAUAUACCUGACUUCCUGAAAUAGUUUUGAUGUGGCCUUGGGCCUCCUAAAAUACUCAGGCUUUCUGGUGAUGACAUCAACAUGGUGUUGCUCAAAAGAGCCAAGGUUCCUGCUCAUAGUUUGCAGAUCAUCCCUUUUGUAAUCUGAGAGUUUUAGCAUCUUUCUAACAUGCUGGAGUUGACCUGCAAAAAGAUCUUACAUAUCUCUUGUGAAACAUCCACCCCUACUGAGAACUCUGCCUUUUCAAAACAGCAACCGAAGACUGUUGACUUUCGGGGGAGGGGAGUUUGAAAGUUGUAAAAUGUUGUGGAUUAUCAACUCUCUCCUGGAAGAAACUGGUUUUAAAAAAUAUCUUAUUAAGCUGAAUACAAAUUAGCUUGGUGGUAGGGGAUUUCCUACCCAAAGUUAUAGAGCUAUUCUUUACUGCAUUGUAGACCUUUUAUAGUCUUGCUUUUCACAUUUGGUUUUAGUCUGCUCUGAACUGAUUUUUGUGAAAAGUAUGAGAUAGUUCAGUUGAAUGUUUUUUUUUUUUUUUCCAUAUGGAUAAGUGGUGGUUGUCCCAGCACCACUCUAUGAAUGACUUAAUUCUUUCCCACUGAUCUAUAACACCAGCUCUUUCAUAAAUGAAGUCUACACAUGUGGGUGACUCACUGGCCAAUUUGUCUAGCCUUGUGGCAGUACUAUACAAGCCUGAGUACUACAACUUAAAAAAAGAUCUUGCUAUCUCAGGACAAAUCCCACCUCCAAAAAAAAAAAAAAAAAAAAAAAAAAAUCACCACCAAGUUUUUCUUCCUUGGGAAUAUCUUGGCUAUUCUUAGCCAUUUGCUCUCCUGUACAACUUUUAGAAUUAGAUGGACAAGUUCUAAAACAAAAUUAAAAUGUUGGAAUUUUUAUUGGAUUUGUAUUGAAUUUGUAGACUAAUUACAAUGUUGAGUCUUCCAAUCCAUGAACAUGAUAUAGUUCUCCAUUUAUUUAGCCUUUUUAAAUGUCUUUCAAUAAAGUUUUAUAAUUUUCUCCAUAAA
Canis lupus familiaris (dog) is the source of this 2144-nucleotide messenger RNA. It is a transcript of the gene HMGN4, whose product is annotated as high mobility group nucleosomal binding domain 4. The coding region runs from base 497 to 769 and encodes 90 amino acids. Lineage: Eukaryota; Metazoa; Chordata; Mammalia; Carnivora; Canidae. Gene Ontology annotation, molecular function: nucleosomal DNA binding. Gene Ontology annotation, cellular component: chromatin; nucleus. The record is from RefSeq and is a predicted model, not a curated record. The transcript has 3 exons. Gene Ontology annotation, biological process: chromatin organization.